Messenger RNA from Drosophila mauritiana, 1163 nucleotides. Its product is annotated as phosphoglycolate phosphatase 2. Gene Ontology annotation, molecular function: phosphatase activity. The record is from RefSeq and is a predicted model, not a curated record. Lineage: Eukaryota; Metazoa; Arthropoda; Insecta; Diptera; Drosophilidae. Gene Ontology annotation, cellular component: cytoplasm. The transcript is spliced from 2 exons. Bases 24 to 941 code for a protein of 305 amino acids.
CAACAAAACCAACACACAUUUCCAUGUCGCCACCACGACACAUUUUGAAGCUCAGCCUCGAGGAGCAGCGGCAGUUCAUCGAUUCCUUCGAUUUGGUGAUCAGCGACUGCGAUGGCGUCGUCUGGCUCCUGGUGGGCUGGAUUCCCAACACGGGAGCCGCCGUCAAUGCCUUGAAAGCGGCCGGCAAGCAGAUCAAGUUCGUGUCGAACAACAGCUUCCGGUCCGAGGAGGCUUACAUGGAGAAGUUUCGCCACAUCGGCGCCAAGAACGUCCAGGAGGACGACAUCGUCCAUCCGGUGAAGACCAUUGUCCGGUACCUGAAGAAGCACAAGCCGGGGGAGCGGGUAUUCUCCCUCAUGUCCCUCGAAGCGAACGAAACGUUGCGUAAGCACAACAUCGAGUUUGAAUCGCUGCAAGUCAAGGAGCACCUGACGGCCGCGUCGCUGGUGGAUCACCUGGCCAUUGAAAAGCCCGUGGGCGCUGUGCUUUUCGACAUCCACUUGGACCUCUCGUACGUGGAGCUGGCGAAGGCCAUCAGGCACCUUCAGGAGAACGACGACUGCCAGUUGAUAGCCGGCGGCAGCGAUGUCAUCAUGCCACUGGCGGAGAAUCUCAAUGUGGCCGGCUUCUUUGACUUCCUGGAGCACGUUAAACGCUACACGCAACGCGAGGCCACGUUCCUGGGCAAGCCGUCUCCCAUUUUGGGCGAGAUGUUUGGCGAAAUGUUCGAGAUUCGUGAUUGCAAGCGCUGCAUCUUCAUCGGGGACACCCUGGUGCAGGAUGUGCAGUUCGGCAAGGCCUGCGGCUUCCAGUCCCUGCUGGUACUUAGCGGCUGCCUCACCAAGGAGGACAUGCUGAACGCCCCGGUGGAAGCCCAGCCGGACUACUAUGCCGAUAGCCUGGCCGACUUCACGCAGCUGCUUGAAAAUAUUCAAAAAUAGAUUAGGGAUCGUGUGCCGCAGGGAAAUUACGAGAAACGUGCUACCUGAAAUUAGCAAUAUCAACGCAAGAUAAAGUAGUGUGUUCUUUAAUCGAAAACCGAUCCACCGUUAUUGCUUAUUCGAUAUAAUCAUUGUUGAAUUUUAAAGUUUAUAAAUGUCUACGAAAUUGAUGCAUUUAAAUCAAUCCGAAUCGGAUCGAUUCGAAAUGGGCUUGCUACUGUA